GGUUCAUACAUAAACAUGCCUUGGCCAAGGAAUCUGCAGAUCCAUUGUGGCUUCUUGAAACAAAAGAAAAUGAGACAGAAAGGAAAUCGGAAGAAACGAACGAAUCGACAUCGGAUAAAAUACCGUAGAGCUCUAUCGAUUCGAAUUGAUGGCUUUGAUAAGCCCUUGAGAAUCUGAGCGAAGCCAGAUGCGUUUGUAGGAUUGAGCCGAUGCAUGCCGGAGCGCUUUUCUAAUCGCCAGUGCCUCCGCCAUGAGAGGAGAAGCAACCGCGCUUUGAAGGGAGGAGCCUCGAGACAACUCAAUUGAGUCAGAGGUGGAGUAGAUCCAGGCGAGACCCGCAACUUCUUGCUAUUUGUUCCACGCGGUAUGGCACACGAUAGUAUCGGUCGUCGGAGCUGGGAGGGAUGGGUUUAGUGUUGAUGGUUUAGGGUUUUGGAUUCGAAGAUCAGUUGAUUCCUGCUCAGCCAGAGACCCCAACAGAUCCAGGGGAGGAUGUUGGAGGUGAUACCCACUGGUAGUAGGUUGACUUGGCGGGAGGAGGUUUGAAGUUGUUGUGUCAGGGUUUUGGAUUCGAAGAUCAGUUAAAUAUUGUGAUCGGAAGAGAGAGUAACAAAGAUCUUGGAGUAACGCAUAUAUCUCAAGUUCUCAACCAACGAUGAUCCAGGAGCCUAAAACAAUUUCUCCUCCUCCUAUUGAUGUUGCAAAUACAGACACUCCCUCAAAGUUAUUAUCACAGAAUGUAGCCCCUCAACGUGUGUAUGCUAAUAUUUUGAUGGAAGACGAAAAAGUGGCAACUUUAGGCUUGCCUGAUCAGCUCCCGUCACCUCAAGGACUGUUCCAGUCAACUCUGUCCCCGUUCUUUUCUAUUAGCCAGCUGUCAGCAGCGCUUCCCAACAUUGGAGAUCAUGUGGUUAUCAAUCAGAAAUUAAGCGGAUUUGCUACGCACUUUCCAUUUCAGAGAGUGGCAUCACUUGCCAUGGAUAGAGCGAUCAAAGAGAUUGUGUCUGGUAUUGUUCAGAGAAGUGUUUGCAUUGCUUGCCAAACAACAAAAGAGCUUGUGCUGAAGGAUUAUGCCUUGGAACCAGAUGAGGCACGUAUAUAUAGUGCAGCUCACAUGAUGGUAGCGAGUUUAGCUGGGAAUUUUGCUCAUGUGACGUGCAAGGAACCCCUGCGCACGUCAAUAUCAGGUCAUCUGCGGAAUUCGCUCCAGGGUCUGAAUAUUAAAAAUGAAGCUCUUGAACAAAUUGUGCAAGUUGUGACUAAUGACAACCUUGAUAUGGGUUGUGCCGCCAUUGAGCAGGCGGCUACAGGGAAGGCACUACAAACUAUCGACGCGGACAUUGCCCAGCAAUUGUUGUUACGGAGAGAUGGGGCUGGAUCCUCCCUAUCGCAGAAUUCUGUCAGUUUUAUACCAGAGUCCCUCCGCCGCAAACCGGGACAGCUGUCCCUGUCUCUACAGCGAGUUUAUGAGGAAUUUUUUCAACUUCCUUGGCAAAAGCAGUCAACCCACACUUCACACGGUUUAUCUGGUGAGGUUGGGCUUGGUAGUGGUUAUGGUCCAGUAUGAGGAAAAAGUGCUUCGGACUCUUUGUCUGGUGCUGAAAUUGCUCCGAUUGAUAUGGUCUCCCCGGCAUCAGAUCUUUCUGUGGAGGGUUUUGAAUUCCAGUUUCACUUUUAAGGUGCUUUAGGUGAUGAUUGUUUUGUUAGAUUUUAGGUUUUAUUUUUUGGUAUUGUUUUUUGGUUUUUGAUUUUGCAUUAGAUUUUGGUUUUUUGAAAAAUUUAUUGGUGGUUUUACAUUUUUGUUUUUAGUUUCUGAUUUUUGCUUUUAAAAAUAAUAAAAUUUAAAAU
Messenger RNA from Brassica oleracea var. oleracea, 1848 nucleotides. RefSeq names its product CCR4-NOT transcription complex subunit 1-like. Gene Ontology annotation, biological process: nuclear-transcribed mRNA catabolic process, deadenylation-dependent decay. Gene Ontology annotation, cellular component: P-body; CCR4-NOT core complex. NCBI's taxonomy places the organism in Eukaryota, Viridiplantae, Streptophyta, Magnoliopsida, Brassicales, Brassicaceae. Gene Ontology annotation, molecular function: molecular adaptor activity. The transcript has 10 exons. The record is from RefSeq and is a predicted model, not a curated record. Bases 656 to 1567 code for a protein of 303 amino acids.